Perca flavescens (yellow perch) is the source of this 2979-nucleotide messenger RNA. RefSeq names its product WD repeat domain 31 (gene wdr31). The coding region runs from base 305 to 1381 and encodes 358 amino acids. NCBI's taxonomy places the organism in Eukaryota, Metazoa, Chordata, Actinopteri, Perciformes, Percidae. The record is from RefSeq and is a predicted model, not a curated record. The transcript has 10 exons. Gene Ontology annotation, molecular function: protein binding.
CCUCGCCUGGAUACGAGAAAGCGUCGCUACGGAGAGAGGGAUGGGUCUGUGGUAGUUAAAAUACACUUCUGUUUACUUUCCCACGCAGUUAGGACAAUUUACUAUCAUGGCAGUUUAUGGAAAACGCUUCUCGGUCGUUGCGACAGCGACUCUACCAAGUUUGUAUAUACACGUUUUGGUGCUUCUAGUGCACUAAUCUAUGUUGGCAUGACAGAUAAAGAUUAGUUAGCAUGCUAGCGAGCUAGCCACACAGCCUCAGCAUCACAAAGCGACCACACCUGCCAGUGACAGGUACCUAGAAGUCAUGGGUAAACUACAGAGCAAGUUUCGCAAGAGGUCUGACCUCUACAGGGCAUCUCAGGGGGAGAAGGCAGAUAACACCUUUGACAGUCAGGUGGUGCAGUAUGAACCUGCCCAUCAAGGGUCCACCAACACUGUCACUAAUCUCAGCCCAGAUCUGUGUGUUUCUGGUGGAAGUGACCAGGCUGUGGUGGUGUAUGACUGGAAACAAGGCAGGAUGUGUCAGUCCUUCCAGGGUCACAACCGAGAGGUUACCAAGGUGGUGUGUUAUCCAGGCAGUACAUGGAUCUUUAGUGCCUCACGGGACAAGACUGUUCUGAUGUGGGACCUAAACCAGGGGGACGAACCCAUUCAGGAAUUUUGUGGCCAUGAAUUGGUGGUCAAUGGACUAGCUAUCAGCCCUGAUGGGAGAAAGCUGUGCACUGGUUCUCGUGACAACUGGAUGUGCCUGUGGGAUAUAGAAUCUGCAAAAUGUGAACACAGACUCAACAUUUCGAGAAACCUGGUGACUCAUGUGUGUUGGGUUCCUAGCAGCUCCUCUAUAGUUCAGACCUCCGAGGAUAAGACCAUAAGGGUGUGGGACAGCCGUGCAUGGCAGGUGACCAAUACUUUUCCAGCCAAGCAAUACAUCCAGACCCACUGUGACGUUUCUGCAAAUGGCAACUACUUGGUGUCCAGCAGCAACGGCUUUGGAGGUCAGGGCGGUGAAGCCACGCUCUGGGACCUGCGUCAGCCCGGCUGUAAAGUUGUGGAGUACAGAGGUCAUGUCCAGACCACCGCCUGCUGUAUGUUUCUGCCUACACCUCUUGGUGGCACAGCUCAGGUAGCAACAUCCUCCCAUGACUGUUCCAUUAAAAUCUGGGAUCAGAACACAGCAGUCUGUUUAGGGACGUUGUCUCUGGAUAGUGCUGGUCCACUGAUUUGUCUGGCUCCCACUGACUCAACCGAUCUGCUGUGUGCCAGCUUCAACAACGGCCUCCACCAUAUCCAGGUGGGCCACGGAUCAAACCAGGCUCAGGUUUCUGGGGCAGGUUUAGGUGGAGCUGGUAGCCUGGACAUGAAAGUUGUGGCACGCUUCUGACAGCCCAGAAGAGCCUGGUGUGACUCGUAUGCUCGUAACCCAGACCUGUGAACGGCCAGUGACUCUGCAAGCAGUAUCACUGGAUAUGGACAUCAUGUCAGUGCUUUUAUUUUUACAAUUUUACAUAUUUCUAUAGACAUUUUUGCUUUACUAGACUGCAAUACAGUGAAUAAUGACAGAAGAGAUCAGUGAGAAAAGGAGUGGAUGAUAAUGACACGUAUGGAGGAUGCACCUUUUGUCCAGCAAAGCCACCUGCAUGGCCAUCGUAGCUGCUCUUCUUGGGGAAUGGUCUGUAAGUCAUAUUACCCAUUAAUUGAUGAGACUAUAAAGAUCUAAGUGAUCCUGCUUGGAUUGCUGCCUUCUUGGACAGAACCAGAAUAGCUGGGGUUUACUCUGUUUUGUACACUACUUCAGCUAGGUGGAUUUGACGAGAUGCUUCAUGCACAUGUUGUAUUGCCUUUAUUGGUGGUGUUGAAUACAUGUUUGGAGGACAUCCUAAUGGGGCAGGUUUUAGUGUUGAAAAUGUGGAAGCACUCUUAGAGCAGGAAAAUCAGCUAUUUGGUCAGAUGUACUAUGAUUUUUCCUGGAUAACAUGCAGUCUUGUUUGUUAAACAUGUUGUGGUUGUUUUUAUCACCAAACAGAGUAAUGCUAAACACGUGUAUGUGGAUAUGUAACCUUUGAUUAGUUUGUACUUUAGCUUUAACCUGUCAAGUGUUGGACCAAAUCAAUACCUAUGACACAAGACUGUAUAAACAUUAGCUUUUUUUUUUUAGGUAAAAUUCUAUUCAUAAUGUUUUUUAAAAAUAAAUAUUCCAAUAUUUUUGAACUGAAGCUGCCGAUAGCUGAUGUUUGGUGCCGAUAUCCAAUAUAUUUAAAUUUGAAAAGUACUAUGCAAAAUACUGAGUAAUUACCUUUUUUAAUAAAAUAGUGUUUGAAUAAACAAAUGGGUAUAAAAUAUAUUGCAAAUGCAAAAGAAAGCUGCUCUGCGACCUACACAUAAACAUAUAUAAAUCCUGCUACCAGUUAAGAUAUUGUUUGAUCAACAUUGAUUGAGGUAUUAGAUUUUAUUUAAUAUGGUGUCGCUACUGUGCUCUUAAUAACUACUGUGUUAGGAUUAGCAAUCCAGACCGCUGUAGUUUAGCCAGCAAAUUCUAAUGUAAAAAUAUAAUUAGCAGCCUUAAGUGAGUUUUAAGUGAAUUUGGCCGCACAUAACACACACACAUUCCUACCUUAACUGAUUUUUGUCAGGAGAUGAGUUAAACCACUCUUCUAUUUGAAGUGUAAAUUUAAUACAGAUUAAGUUUCAGCAACUUAAAACAAUUACAUAAUUUUCCUUUUUGUUUGUGGUUAUCCUGGGUACCAUCUCUCCCAAAGACAGUGGUUGCUAUAUCAUCAAAUUCCAUUUUAGAGAAUUAUCUGCAGCUAGAACAACAAAAUGGACAGGCUAUAGUUCAAAGUAACCAGUUCAGCGGUAAUGUACUAUCAGGUGAUUCCAAAUGCACUCAUGUAGAUAUUUGUCACUCUAAACAUCCCCAGUUGAUUUGAUCUAUCAGUGUUUAUACACUACGAUUAAGCAAUAAAUAAAUAUAUCAUUUUA